Messenger RNA from Melospiza georgiana, 1233 nucleotides. Its product is annotated as acrosin-like. The transcript is spliced from 5 exons. Gene Ontology annotation, molecular function: serine-type endopeptidase activity. The record is from RefSeq and is a predicted model, not a curated record. Gene Ontology annotation, biological process: proteolysis; acrosome reaction. Bases 13 to 1233 code for a protein of 406 amino acids. NCBI's taxonomy places the organism in Eukaryota, Metazoa, Chordata, Aves, Passeriformes, Passerellidae.
GUGUUGGCACUGAUGGCUUUGCUGUGGCUGCUCGUCUUGCUGGCCCUGGCCCGGCCCGUGAGGGGCAACUGGGACACUUGCAAGGGCACCUGUGGGCUGCGGCCUUUGGCAUUUGACCACAGUUCGCUGGUUCGGGACUACGACCCUACAGACUAUGACUACACAACUUUGUCAUCUUCUGAUGGCACUGCCGUGGAUGUAGCCAGCCCCGGUGUCCCCUCAGGCACCUGGCCUGGCAUCGUCAGCAUCCAGGCCACCUGGGACAACGGCACGUGGCACAUGUGCUCAGGGGUCCUCAUCCACCCCCAGUGGGUGCUCACGGUCGCACGCUGCUUCAUGGACAUUAAGGACACCUCUAAUUGGAAGGUGGUGAUUGGGGCCACGGAUCUGGCCCAGCCGGGCCCCGAGGCCCAGAAUCGCCACAUCAGGAACGUCCUGAAGCACCAGGACUACUGCGAUGAAGCGCCGGGCAACAACAUUGCCCUGGUGGAGCUGGACCAGCCCGUGGAGUGCAGUGACUACAUCCAGCUGGGCUGUGUGCCCGACAGCUCCCUGGCAGUGUCCGAGCUCAAAACCUGCUAUGUGGCAGGCUGGAGAGCCACCCCGGAGACCGCACCAGGCCUGGUGCUGCAGGAGGCCAAGGUGCGGCUCAUCGACGUCCAGCUGUGCAACAGCAGCCGCUGGUACGGGGGGGCCGUGCACCCCCAGGAAUUGUGUGCAGGGUACCCGCGGGGCGGCAUCGACACCUGCCAGGGAGACACAGGGGGUCCCCUGGUCUGCAAGGACAACACUGGUGACUUCUUCUGGCUGGUGGGCCUGACCAGCUGGGGCAAGGGCUGCGCCGGGGCCAAGCGGCCCGGGGUGUUCACGUCCACGCAGCAGUUCCAUGACUGGAUCCAGACGCAGAUGGGAACGGUCCCACCCAAAACGGAGCCUCCUCCCCCCGAGCCACCCACGCCCACCAUUGAGAUAGAGCCACCAGAACUGGAACCAGAACCAGAACCUGUACCAGAACCAGAACCACAACCAGUACCGAUACCGGUACCGAUACCAGAACCAGAACCCAUACCAGAACCAGAAGAAGAGGAGGAAGAAGAAGAAGAAGAACCAGAACCACCACCACCACCACCACCGCCUCAGUUUAUAACGGUUACAUUCCCAAGGGACGUCCUUCUGAGGUUCUUCACAAACCUGCAGGAGUUCGUGGAGUUCCUGCGGGACAAACUGGAUUAA